CUCAUGAAGUGAGAUCGGGAGCAAACCCAGCCCUGAAGGCAGAAGCAGGACGGCGUCUGGGGAGGGAAUGAGUUAAACUGAAGGGUAGGGAGCCGGAGCUAGACGUGUAGUGGGCUAGGUGACCGAGAGGUGCUAAGCAUGGGUCAGAGGUGGGAGGUGUGAAAGAUCGAGAGAGAUAGAGGGGAGGGCUGGGACAGGAAAGUGCGUGUGACAGAGUGAGAGGAUGCUCCUUGCUAGAAGAUGGACGAGACGGUUGUAAAACAGGGAUUAUUGUACCUCCAGCAGCAGCAAACCUUCGGGAAGAAAUGGAGGAAGUUCUGGGCAGUGCUGUACCGGGAGAGUGCCUGCUCCUGCGCCCACCUGGAGCUCUUCGAGGGCUCCGGGCCUCCCACUUCCGAGAAGCCCAAGAAGGCUGAAAGUGGCAAGAAGCUCAUCAAGUUGAGUAACUGUGUGCAUGUGGCUCAGGCUAAUGGGGACACCAGCAGCCCCAAGGAGACUGUCCCCUUCAUUCUGGAGACCACGGACAAGCGCUACUUGCUGGCAGCUGAAAGCACCGAGGUGGCCAACUGGGUCCUCACCCUCUGCGAUCUGGCCUUCGCGAGGAGCAGGGAGGAACGGAAGGCAGCAGUGGGGAAGGACAGCCACCCGGUCUCGCUAUCCAUGGAGGAGAACUCCCUGUACAGCUCCAGGGCCAAAGCCGCAGCCACUAAGGAGUUCCAAGUGACCGUGAGGGCCACGGAGGCCACCGAGCGCUGCCGCCUCUGGGGCAGCUUCAUCCUCCGAGCUGAGAAUGAGGCCCUGGAGCUUCAGGACCUGCAGACGGGGGGCGUACUUUAUACCUGGCCUUAUAAGUUCCUGCGGAGAUUUGGACGGGAUAAGGUGACCUUCUCCUUCGAAGCUGGUCGAAGAUGUGCCUCUGGAGAAGGCAACUUUGAGUUUGAGACCACACAGGGCAACGAGAUCUUCCAGGUCAUUGAGUCAGCCAUCAACGUGCAGAGGGGCCUUGGGGCAGAUGAGCCGCGGUGGGUUGGCCCUGCUGACGAUGCCCUCAGGGUUCCUGUUCCUGUGAGGACCGUGAGCCGAGCCAGGGAUGGUGAGGAGAGGGUCUCAACUGGGGGGUCCCUGCUGCACCACAUGGCCAGCACCAAAUGCCUCUCCCUGGAGUCUAGCUUGGAGGGGAAGCCAGCCAAAGGCAAAUCAGUGAAGCCCACCAACAGCUUCCCCUUAUCCGGGGAGCCCACAAGCAGCUUCAUCUCCCCUGCUGACUCCGAGUUGCCCUACGCGGAGCCACGUGACUCCCUACGGCUGCCCCCGCAGGGCAGAGCCAAGACCCUGCAGCAGGCGAGGAAGGCGGUGGCUCAGGCAAAAGAGGUACCUGAGUCCGAAUAUGCUGUGCCCUUCGACACCAUCGCCAAGUCCCUGAUGGCCACAGAGUUUGGCAGCUUUCUCUGCGGCUUUGAGGAGCCAGAGGUCCCAUACCCGCUGUAUGACAGCAUAGAUGAAGCGGGCGUGAGGAAGCGGAGCCAGCCACCCACUCAGACCAAGCCAGAGCACAUUUAUGAUGAGCCUGAGGGCCUGUCUGCCCACACUGUGUACGAUGAGCCCGAGGAGGUCAAAGGGGAGGCCUGGAAGCUGCAGGCCACUGCAGAGGACCCAGUGGGUCAUGAGUACCCCUACAACCCUCAGCGGGAUGACUACUCUGUGCCCAAGAUGGCCGUGCCCACCCUGCACCCGCUCGCUGGGAAAGGGGGAGACUGGACUGGGGAAACCGAAUACGACAAUGUGGCCCUGAGGUUCAUGAACAAGAAGAAGAAUGUGCAGUAAAAGGGAGGAGAGGGAAGAGGAGAGAGAACAAGAGAAAGGACUUUCUGUGCGGCCAUUCCACUUGGCCCCGGGUUGUGCCAUCUCUCUAGCCCUGGAGAUGGCUGGAGUGGACAUUUCCAAGAGCCUUUGCUCUUCAGCUGUCCCUUACAGUGAAAGCUGAGUCUGUCAAACUCAUCUCACUAGUGACUGAAAGCCUGUUCGGGCCUGGCUGUCCAGCAGUGGGGAACGAUAGAAUCCAAGUGCCCUCUCCCUUAGCCUAGACUGUAUAGAUUUAGGGCAGGGUCAUGCAUUGCUGUAUAGUGUGUACGGCACUCAGCAUGGUGAUGGCAGUUAAUAUACAGAGUACUAAUAAUGCUGUCCCAAAGGGUCUGGGUUACUCUCCCCUCCCUAGAAGAUAUUCCUGGGCAUCUCUAUUAAAAACGGCAUUUAAACCGGCUGCUAGAGUGGUCUGCGGCUUCUUUCCCCAUUACAUCUGUUUCUCUGGUCCAGCAUUACCGGUGGUGGAUCCUUCGUUUCUUCAUGUCAUCAAAUCCAGACUGGAUGCCGUUCUGGAAGUUAUGCUCUAGUCCAACACGAGUUACGGGGAUCAAUGCAGGGAUAACUGGGGGAAAUGUAACUGCCUGUGGUAUCGCAGAGUUCAGGGAUGAUCUAAGGGGCCCUUGCGAAUCUAUGAACCUUCCUUCCCCAGCACAGCUGAUCCCAUCUUCCUGUGACCUGUGCUGCAUCCUAGUGAGCUCACGGGAGGAGAUGAAAGCUUAGGGCCGAGCAGGAGAUUCAGGUGGCCGAAGAAGUGGGACAUCAAGCUGAGACAGUGGUUCGGGCAGGAUAGCCCACAGGUGACACUGGCCACGCUGGAGCGGGGCAGGUGUGAUAUUGGUCUCUGUGGAGCAAUUUCAAUAGCACAUCUCACAGGCAGGCAGCUUGGUUGGGACUCUGGCUCAGGUGAAGCGGGCCAGCCAGGCCAACUCUACCUGUUCACUGACAGCUGGGGAGGGGGCAGAUGCGGUGGCAGCAAUAGGGCCACUCUGGCGAGUCACUGGCCCAGGUGGUGCCAGGCAUAAUUCAUCUGUGACAUUACAACUGUGCACCGGAUAGCCAGCUGCCCCAGGGGGUGCAUUCCCACUGCCCCUCUCCCUGGAGGGUGCAUCCCCAAAUCAGACUGUAUCACUGCCUCUGAAAGGGGAGAGCCAGGCAAAGCAAACCUGCCCGGGCUUUGGCGCUAAUCCCACCGUCUUCAACCCACCUCGGCCCAGGAGCAUCUAAACUGUAGGUUUAUUUCUGAGCUGGCAGCAUAUGGGCAGCCAGCCUGCCUCUCUCCCACUGGAGGGCAGUGUUGGCCCAUGGUACGAUGCUCAGCCCAGGUCUCUAGCGCCAUUGGAAAGGGGAACCGGGCUGAAACUGCCUCUGCAGCAGGGUUUCAGAUAACAUGAUUAAACAUGAGGUUCUGAAAAAGAACAUGCAGGAGAAAAGAAAGGAGGGAGGGGGGAAAAUCCGUGAAACCUGAUUGGAAUGGAUAUUUCUGUUCCGUUUAAAAGGGCAGCAUGGGUCAAUAGUGCUGGGUCCGUGGGUGAGAAGAGCAUUAGUGGUCAGCAGCCAAUGCAGCUCAGUGCAGGUGCGACCCAAGGCCCUGGAUGUGGGCUGGUGGGGAUGGCCCACCGCAGGCUGGAGCUCCGGGUCUGACCCCGUCUCCAUAAUGGGCUGAUUAGUAGGGGGAAAUGGUGAUAGAGACAAAGGUAGGAUUGAGGAGUGAAAACCUCGUCUAGUUUAAGGCCCUAUGGGAGGGGGACCAGAAGAGAGCGAGGGAAUGGGAGCGUGCCAGGAAACAAACAGAAAGGGAGCAGGAAUGUGCCCAGACACUGCUGUUUUUUCCCCAAAAGCUCCACCUGAGAAGCAGCAUCUCUACCCCAACUCCCUUGCCAAUGCCAAGCAGCCAGACAGAGACCUCACACCUUGGCUAAGGUCAGACAUGCCCACUUCCAGGGUUUGGCUUUCUGGUGAUCUCAAAUUGCAACCCAACAUAAACCUUGCACACAGAUGUCCCCUCAAGCCCAGCUAGUCCUAUGGGCCCCUGCAUUUACCCCUGGUUUGCUCUGAGCAGAAGGUCCCACCCACUCUCCUAUACACUGGUGGAGGUAACAAAGCGCACCUGGCACCAUGACCCAGCAGGAUUGUGCAGGUUUCUAACACCUGCGAACAGGGGGCAUCAACAGAAAAGCUCCCCAGCCUUAUUGGAGCCUUCCACCCACAGCUCCCUCACCCUGGAGCAUGUGGUCUGUCUGUCUGUAGAGCACUCACAUGCCCAUUUUUAUUGGGAGCUGGGUGUGUACCAGCAAUCACAGAGUUAAAGAAACAUUGCUGAUAAGUGAUGUUUCAUAACUGACUUGGAAGCUCUGACCCCAUGAUAACACUUUGCUCUCGGAGCUGGAAAUGGAACCUAGACAUUCUACCUCCCAGACACUCCCUGCUCUAACCACUAGACCUCAAUCUCUCCUCCCCAAAGUGGAAAUAGAACCCUGGAAUCCUGACCCCCAUACCCCUCUCCAGCCCACUACUUUAAGCUCCCAUCUGCACCCCUUCUGAGCUAAGCACAGUUGCUGCCUCCACCUCCCCCCAAUAAAUUAAUGACAAAACAAUGGUUUUGAAGUCAACAGCGCUCAGAAUUGAUUGAAUUGUGUGUUCCCAGGGGACAUUUGCCUUCCUAUUUACACUCCAUUGUUUGUGUUUUUAACUCAGCUUUCCCCCGCCAGUUUGUUCUCUGAUCCUCUGCAAUUUUCUUUUUGUUUUUUUCCUAGUAAAGUUUUGGUUUGUUUGUCUGUUA
This is a messenger RNA of Chrysemys picta bellii (western painted turtle), 4642 nucleotides long. It is a transcript of the gene DOK2, whose product is annotated as docking protein 2. Gene Ontology annotation, cellular component: cytoplasm. NCBI's taxonomy places the organism in Eukaryota, Metazoa, Chordata, Testudines, Emydidae. The record is from RefSeq and is a predicted model, not a curated record. Gene Ontology annotation, biological process: positive regulation of MAPK cascade; Ras protein signal transduction; cell surface receptor protein tyrosine kinase signaling pathway.